AUGUCGGAAAGUGGGGUGUCUGCAGCUAACGGUGUUCCGGCACAGCCCCUGCCACAGAAUGUCGGGAAGGAGUCCACACCGGCCAAGUCAGCCCCCAAGAAGCGAGGCCGACCUCCAAAAUCCAAGCAGGAGAAAAUCACCGACACCAUGAAGGUCAAGAAAGCCAAGAAGGUCGAGGACGACAAGGACAAGAAACCGAAGCGCAAGGUCGACCGCUUCAAGGGCACACCUGAGUCUGAACUUUUACUCCGUACACUGCCAGACCACCUCUGUCCCAAUCUGGACAUCGUGAUCAUCGGUAUAAACCCAGGUUUGAUGGCAGCGUACGUGGGUCACCACUACCCAGGCCCGGGUAACCACUUCUGGAAGUGCCUGUACAUGUCACGUCUCAUCGACCGACCCAUGACGGCCAUGGAUGACUUCAAACUCGUGAACUAUGGCAUCGGAUUUACGAACGUGGUGGAACGGACCACACCUGGAAGUAAGGAUCUCUCGCGGAAGGAGAUGGGAGAGGGAGCAAAGAUUCUUGUCGGGAAGCUGCAGAGAUACCAGCCCCGCAUCGCUGCGUUUAAUGGAAAGAGCAUCUACGACGCCUUCUCCACGGUGUUCUUCGGACGGAAGCUGAAGAAAGAUUUCCAGUUUGGUCAGCAGGAGGACCUGGUACCCGGAACGACAACCAGGAUAUUUGUGAUGCCGUCUUCCAGUGCCAGGUGUGCACAGUUCCCACGCGCACAGGACAAGGUGCAGUUCUACCUGCGUCUUAAGAGGCUGAGAAACGAACUUAAAGGAAUCCAGGAGACCAACCCGGACGUGGAGGAGACAGACUACUCCUUCGAUCUCAUCAAGGCCAUCGAAGACGCCAAGAGGACCAAGGUCAAGGAGGAAAAGAACUUUGACGUCGACACCUGUGCAGGUGCCCACGUGCAUGCAGACCCACCCCCACCUGUUGGGGCACCUGUCGGGGCAACAGGUGCUGCUCCAGGUGUUGCAGCUGCUGCAGGUGAAGCCGCACAACCCAACUGGGACAGUGUGUUCCCACCUAUGGACUUUGUGGACCAUAUACCUGAUAUUGUCUCUCAGUAACUCUCGGGAUUAUAUUAUUUUCUCAGGACAGAACUUUGUCUGAAAUUUCAACACAUUUUGCACAAUGAUGUAGAUUUCUGGGUUUCACUCUAAGAAUUCGUGUUUUUU
Messenger RNA from Branchiostoma belcheri (Belcher's lancelet), 1191 nucleotides. RefSeq names its product G/T mismatch-specific thymine DNA glycosylase-like. Gene Ontology annotation, cellular component: nucleus. NCBI's taxonomy places the organism in Eukaryota, Metazoa, Chordata, Leptocardii, Amphioxiformes, Branchiostomatidae. The transcript has 5 exons. The coding region runs from base 1 to 1083 and encodes 360 amino acids. Gene Ontology annotation, biological process: base-excision repair, AP site formation. The record is from RefSeq and is a predicted model, not a curated record. Gene Ontology annotation, molecular function: mismatch base pair DNA N-glycosylase activity.